AGCGCAGAGCCACUCCUGCACCCACCGCUCCUUCCGACCCUGGAUCCUGUUACAACCGGCGGCCCCUGGCUCCCCAUCCGUGCGCUUGGACCCCAGACCCCUGGCUCCCUGUCUGCUUCCCAGAUCUCUAUCCGUGCUCCCCCAUCCCCAGAACCCAGACCCCAGACCCCUGAAUCUUCACUUCUGACCCUAGCCUCUGAACCACAGACCUCCAUCCGUGUUCCCAGACCCCAGGGUUCUGGUCCGUGCCCCUGGUCAUGCGCCACCUCGGGCUCUGGCUGCUCAGCGCGUUGUGGCUGCAGGUGCUCACCCCCAGCACCCCCCUGCCCCAGGUGGAGCAGUAUGAGGUGGUGUGGCCCCAGCGUCUGCCAGGACUGCGUGCCCGCCGAGCCCUGCCCGCUGGCCUGGAACUGUACCCAGAGAGUGUGAGUUAUGUCCUUGGUGCCCAAGAGCACACCUUCACCCUGCAUCUUCGGAAGAACAGGGACCUGGUGGGCUCGGGCUACACGGAGACCUACACGGCUGCCAAUGGCUCCCAGGUGACUGAGCAGCUGCAGGGGCAGGAUCACUGCUUCUACCAGGGCCACGUGGAGGGGCACCCUCUCUCUGCCGCCAGCCUCAGCACCUGCGAUGGCCUCAGGGGCUUCUUCCGGGCGGGCUCGGCUGUCCACCUGAUCGAGCCCCUGGGCGGAGGCGGUGAAGAGGGGCAGCACGCACUCUACAAAGCACAGCACCUGUUGCAAAAGGCGGGGACCUGCGGGGUCAGCAACACCAGCCUGGAGAGCAUCCUGGGCCCGCGCACCUCCGCCGCCUUCAGGCCCCGGAACUGGCCACCAUCCCAAGAAACCCGCUAUGUGGAGCUGUAUGUGGUCACCGACAGCACAGAGUUCCGGAAGUGGGGGAGCAGAGAGGCCGUGCGCAGGCGGGUGCUGGAGGUCGUGAACCACGUAGACAAGCUUUAUCAGGAACUCAAGUUCCGUGUGGUCCUGGUGGGCCUGGACAUCUGGAACUAUAUGGACAAGAUUCAGAUCAGCUCCCAGGCCAGCGCCACGCUGGACAACUUCCUCGAGUGGCGGGCACAGAACCUGGUGGGGCGGCACCCUCAUGACAACGCACAACUCAUCACCGGGGCCGACUUCGAUGGGACCACUGUGGGACUGGCCAAGGUGUCUGCCAUGUGCUCCCGGGACUCGGGGGCUGUGAACCAGGACCACAGCGAGAACCCCAUUGGCGUAGCGAGCACCAUGGCCCACGAGAUGGGCCACAACCUGGGCAUGGACCACGACAACAACAUCCAGGGCUGCUACUGCCCCGCCCCACGCAACAGCGGCGGCUGCAUCAUGGCACCCAGCCUCAGCUUCCCAUUCCCCAGAACGUUCAGCCACUGCAGCCGGACCGACCUGGAGACGUUCGUGGAGAAGCCCCGUACCACCUGCCUGGCGAAUUCUCCAGACGUUGACCGCCUGGUGGGCGGCCCUGUGUGCGGGAACGGGUUUGUGGAGCACGGGGAGCAGUGUGACUGCGGCAGCCCACAGGACUGUCAGAACCACUGCUGCAAUGCCACCACCUGCCAGCUGGCCGAGGGGGCCGAGUGUGCCCAAGGUGCCUGCUGCCAUGAGUGCAGGGUGAAGCCAGUCGGCAAGCUGUGCCGCCCCCGCAAGGACACCUGUGACCUAGAGGAAUAUUGUGAUGGCCAGCGGCCAGCCUGCCCAGAGGACGCCUUCCAGGAGAACGGCACGCCGUGCCCGGAGGGCUACUGCUACGACGGGACCUGCCCCACGCUGGCCCAGAGGUGCCAGGACUUGUGGGGGCCAGGCUCACGUGCCGCCGCGGAGGCGUGCUACACCUUCGGUGUCUCACCAGACUGCAGGAGCAGCGGCGGCCGUGGCUCCAGCAGGGUCCAGUGUGGCAUCUUGUUCUGUGAGGGUGGGCAGAAGCCUUCAGAGCGGGGCUCCUGCACCAUCUCCCCCUACCGCUCAGUCGAUUGCCAGGCUCUUCAGCUGGACGGUGGUUCUGGGUACGAGCGGGUGCUCGAAGGCACCAAGUGCGGCGAUGAGAGGGUGUGCUGGAAAGGACUGUGCCAGGACCUCCAGGUUUACCGAUCCAGAAACUGCUCCGCCCAGUGCAGUGGCCGUGGGGUGUGCAACCACAAGGGGAAGUGCCACUGCGACCCAGGCUGGGCCCCACCACACUGCACAGAGCUGCUGGCCGACGCACACACAGCGUCCGGGAGCCUCCCGAUGGGCGUGCUGGUGCCUGUGUUGCUCCUGGUGGCUGUGGCACUCACCUUGGUAGGCGUGGUCGUCUACCGCAAGGCUGGGAGUGGCAUCCGCCGGAGCAGGAACGUGGCGCCCAAGACCGCCGUGGGGCUCUCCAACCCUCUGUUCCACGAGGGGGGCAUUGGGCCAGCGAAGGGCAGGGCUCCGGCCCCCACCGUGGGCUCCCCAGAGCCGGUCGCUGCCAUGCAUACCGUCCACCCUGGCCAGCUCCCCAAGCCCACUGCUGCUACAGUGACCCCUAAACGGCCGCCCCCUGCUCCUCCGGCCGCCAUGUCCAGCUCACCCUUCCCAGUUCCCAUGUACACCCAGCAGGCCCCAGCCCAGCUCAGACCUGCUCCUCCCACCAAGCCCCUCCCGGAGCUGAAGUCCAAACAGGUGGUCAAGCCAACCUUUGCGCCCCCGGUGCCACCAGCCAAGCCCAGAGCUGAAAGGACCAACCCUGGACCUGCUGAGGGAGUCGUUGGCCCAAAGGUUGCUCUGAAGCCCCCUGUCCAAAGGAGGUGAUGGACUCGAGCUCACAGCACCCUUGGGGCUUCGGCACACCUGCCUGCAAGCUGUUGUUCAUGUUGAAAGAGCCCUGUGCCAGCCGAUGCAGCGCCUCUGCCCAGGCCCUGGGUGUCCCUCUGGGUUGGGUCCACUGUGAGAAGUCCCAGCAGAAGAGACACCUCCUCAUGGCCAAGGUCUUGCUUCAGCCUCCCAGGGUCACAGCCAAGGGCCUCUCUGUCAGGACUCCGCUGGUGUUCCUGACCUCUCUCCCACCUUGGCCACAUUUAGCUAUGCCAGGCUACUGUGUGUGGCCUGUGUGUGCAUGUCUCCAGAUGGCUGCUGCCUUCCCCAGGGUGCUGAGGAGGCUCCCUCAGGCCGACUGCACUUGCUGUCAGGCCUGCUGCGCCCUCCUUGCUCCAGGCCCUCAAGGUGGAAGGCUGUGCGUGCUGUGCGUGCUGUGCGUCCCAGGAAGACCCCUCCUGCCAGUGUGCUGAACAGCAGGUUAGCACACCCAGACUGCAAGCCCCUCAAUCUUCGGAGCCUGAUAUUUAAGGAAAAAAAGCCUAUUUUUACCAUUAAAUUAUUGCUUGACUUUUAAAUGACUUGAGAUUUUUAUUAGAUGGAUGAAAUACGGGGCAAAC
Messenger RNA from Molossus molossus (Pallas's mastiff bat), 3406 nucleotides. It is a transcript of the gene ADAM8, whose product is annotated as ADAM metallopeptidase domain 8. Gene Ontology annotation, biological process: positive regulation of cellular extravasation; inflammatory response; proteolysis. The transcript has 24 exons. The coding region runs from base 258 to 2783 and encodes 841 amino acids. NCBI's taxonomy places the organism in Eukaryota, Metazoa, Chordata, Mammalia, Chiroptera, Molossidae. Gene Ontology annotation, molecular function: metalloendopeptidase activity; cell adhesion molecule binding. The record is from RefSeq and is a predicted model, not a curated record.